Messenger RNA from Elephantulus edwardii (Cape elephant shrew), 1103 nucleotides. RefSeq names its product neuroguidin, EIF4E binding protein (gene NGDN). The coding region runs from base 21 to 968 and encodes 315 amino acids. Gene Ontology annotation, cellular component: nucleolus; small-subunit processome. The transcript has 11 exons. Gene Ontology annotation, biological process: maturation of SSU-rRNA from tricistronic rRNA transcript (SSU-rRNA, 5.8S rRNA, LSU-rRNA). The record is from RefSeq and is a predicted model, not a curated record. Lineage: Eukaryota; Metazoa; Chordata; Mammalia; Macroscelidea; Macroscelididae.
AAGGGGCGGGCUUAGUGAAGAUGGCGACGCCGGAGGUGUUAGAGUCAGACCUGCCUGGCGCCGUGACACUUUUGAAAAACCUACAGGAGCAGGUGAUGGCUGUAACUGCACAAGUACAAGCUCUGACAAAAAAAGUUCAAGCUGGAGCCUAUCCUACAGAGAAGGGUCUCAGCUUACUAGAAGUGAAAGACCAGUUGCUGCUCAUGUACCUUAUGGAUCUGAGCCAUCUCAUCCUGGACAAAGCCUCAGGUGGAUCUCUUCAAGGACAUGCUGCGGUUUUAAGACUAGUGGAGAUUCGCACGGUUUUGGAAAAGAUUCGUCCCUUGGACCAAAAACUGAAGUAUCAAAUUGACAAACUGGUCAAGACUGCAGUGACAGGCAGCCUGAGUGAGAAUGACCCACUUCGCUUUAAGCCUCAUCCCAGCAAUAUGAUGAGCAAGUUGAGCUCAGAGGAUGAGGAGGAAGAUGAAGCAGAAGAAGGUCAAUCUGAGACCUCAGGAAAGAAAUCUGUAAAAGGAACAUCUAAGAAGUAUGUUCCACCACGCUUGGUUCCUGUGCAUUAUGAUGAAACAGAAGCUGAGCGAGAGAAGAAGCGUCUGGAACGAGCCAAAAAACGGGCCCUGAGCAGUUCUGUCAUCCGGGAACUCAAGGAGCAGUACUCGGAUGCUCCAGAGGAAAUCCGUGAUGCUCGGCAUCCUCAUGUAACCCGCCAGAGUCAGGAGGAUCAACACAGGAUUAACUAUGAGGAGAGCAUGAUGGUUCGUCUAAGUGUCAGUAAGCGAGAAAAAGGACGACGAAAACAUGCAAACAUCAUGAGCUCACAACUUCAUUCCCUUACGCACUUCAGUGACAUCAGUGCUUUGACAGGAGGAACUCCUCAUCUUGAUGAGGACCAGAAUCCUACUAAGAAGCGAAAAACGAUGCCCAAGAAAGGUCGGAAGAAAAAAGGUUUUCGGAGGCGGCGAUGAUGAGUGUACAUUUUUCUGGUUUUUUUGGUCAUCCUGGGAUACUUCCAGUUUCACUGUAUGUAGGAUUUUGUUCUUGGAAUUCAUUAAUUUUUGGACAUGUGGAAAGCUUCUUGUUAAUAAAAUAGAUUUUACUUA